AUGUCACCAGCCGCCAAGAUACCCGUUAUCGACGUCUCCUCUGCCAGUCAUGACGAGCAGGCCAAAGUAGCCAAGGAGCUGGUGGAGGCUGCCAUCGAGCACGGCUUCGUCUAUAUCCGGAACAGAGGGGCUGAUAUCCCUGUGGAUGCUGUCGAAAAUGCAUUCCAUCUGGGUAAUAAGAUCUUCAGUGCGCCAGUGGAGGAAAAAGAGAAGUGCACGAUCCAGAAGGACAACCGUGGCUGGUCGGGUAUGAACUAUGAGACCCUGGAUCCUAAAAACCAAAGAGUCGGCGAUUUCAAGGAAGCAUUCAACUUUGGCCAAUUCGUGAAUGGAAAGGCUCAACAGCCCUUGCCAGAGAGCUUCGUACCAUAUGAGAGCCAGGUAGAGGUUUUCUAUGACUACUGCUACAACCUCUCCCUGAAGAUCAACCAUCUCCUCGGGAUCGGUCUCGGGGUGUCCCCACCCACCUUCUUCCGGGACCGUCACCUCCGCGAACGCGGCUCCUCAGGUAACACGCUGCGUUUUCUCUACUACCCCCCUUUAUCCUCUCUCGCCUCCUCCGCCGCGGCCGACCUCAGCAGCGCAACAGCCGAGGAUGUAAGAGCAGGCGCCCACUCAGACUACGGCAGCAUAACUCUCCUCUUCCGCCUGCGAGGCCAGGCCGGCCUGGAGGUCGACACCGGCAACGGCACCUGGGCCCCGGUGCCCGUCACCCCGCCCGGCACAGAGGACGACCCAGCCCCGCCCAUCCUCGUCAACAUCGGCGACCUGCUGUCUUACUGGACCAACGGCCUGCUGCGGAGCACCGUGCACCGCGUCGUCUUCCCCUCCCCAGGCAGUUCCGGCAACAACGUGGUCAGCGGUGAGACCGGCGACAGCCCCAGGUACAGUAUCGCUUUCUUCUGUCACCCCGUCGGAUCCACGACGCUCGAGCCCGUGCCUAGUGAACGGGUGAGGAAUCACAAGCCUGAGAACGGGUUUGAGAGAGGGGGCAAUCCGGAUGCCGAGAGGAAGGCCAUCACGGCGGAUCAGCACCUGCAGAUGAGGCUGCAGGCGAGUUAUCUGCAGCUGUACGAAAAGGACGGGAAGAAAUGA
Cryphonectria parasitica EP155 is the source of this 1095-nucleotide messenger RNA. RefSeq lists its product as uncharacterized. The transcript is spliced from 5 exons. The coding region runs from base 1 to 1095 and encodes 364 amino acids. The record is from RefSeq and is a predicted model, not a curated record. Lineage: Eukaryota; Fungi; Ascomycota; Sordariomycetes; Diaporthales; Cryphonectriaceae.